UCAAGCAUCCCUCUCCUCACUCCUCCUCUCUCUCUCUGUUUCAUUCAUUCUUUCCCAUCAGAGAUGGCGCCUCUGUCUUUGGCGAUAUUGGUGCUGUUGGGUCAUUUGAUGGCCAUCUCAGAGGCCAAUUUCCACCAGCAUUUCGACGUCACUUGGGGCCAUCACCGAGCCCAGAUCAAGGACGGCGGCCAGCUCCUAACCCUCUCCCUCGAAAAGGAUUCCGGCGCAGGGUUCCAGUCCAAGAGCCAGUACCUCUUCGGCCGAAUCGAUAUGCAGAUCAAGCUCGUCGCUGGCAACUCUGCUGGCACCGUUACCACAUUUUAUGUCUCUCCUCAGCUGUCCUCCCAAGGACCAAACCACGACGAAAUCGACUUCGAGUUUCUGGGUAACUCCUCUGGCGAUCCUUACACCCUUCACACCAACGUUUUCAGCCAGGGGAAAGGAAACCGAGAACAGCAGUUCCAUCUUUGGUUCGACCCAACCACCGCUUUCCACACCUACACCAUCCUCUGGAACUCUCAGCGAAUCAUAUUCCUAGUGGACAACAUACCAAUAAGAGUGUUCAGUAACUUGGAAUCAAUGGGAGUGCCAUUCCCCAACAAGCAGCCGAUGAGCAUUCACUCCAGCUUGUGGAAUGCGGACGAUUGGGCUACCCAAGGCGGGCGGGUGAAGGCCGAUUGGACCAAGGCUCCUUUCGUGGCUUCUUACAAAAACUUCAAAGCAGAGGCCUGCAUCUGGAACCCAUCCUCUGCUUCCUCUGCAUGUUCACCGGGAGCUUGGCAAACACAAGGAUUGGACGCCGCCGGUCGGAACAGAAUCCGAUGGGUGCAAAGCAAGUAUCUCAUCUAUAACUACUGCACCGACCGCAAACGCUUCCCGCAGGGUGUUCCCGUGGAAUGCAAGCAAUCUAGGUUCCUCUGAUGGUGAUGGUGGAAAACUUUCUGUCAUAUCGUCAAUUAUUCAAUUCAUUCUUUGUACAAUAUUGCAUGGCUCAAUCACAUGAUUGCGUGUAUUCUUGCUUGUAUGAGUG
Linum tenue is the source of this 1030-nucleotide messenger RNA. The record is from the annotation of a GenBank genome assembly. Lineage: Eukaryota; Viridiplantae; Streptophyta; Magnoliopsida; Malpighiales; Linaceae.